Penicillium oxalicum is the source of this 2511-nucleotide messenger RNA. Its product is annotated as urease Ure. The record is from RefSeq and is a predicted model, not a curated record. NCBI's taxonomy places the organism in Eukaryota, Fungi, Ascomycota, Eurotiomycetes, Eurotiales, Aspergillaceae. Gene Ontology annotation, cellular component: urease complex. The transcript is spliced from 8 exons. Gene Ontology annotation, molecular function: nickel cation binding; urease activity. Gene Ontology annotation, biological process: urea catabolic process. The coding region runs from base 1 to 2511 and encodes 836 amino acids.
AUGCAGCUUAUUCCGAGAGAGCUCGAUAAGCUCACAAUUGCCCAUCUCGGAUUUCUGGCCCAACGCCGUCUAGCUAGAGGCGUGAGAUUGAACCAUGCAGAGGCGACGGCUCUGAUUGCGAGCGUGCUGCACGAGCUCAUCCGCGAUGGCCACUACUCCGUCGCCGAUCUCAUGUCCAUCGGAAAGACCAUGCUCGGUCGUCGACAUGUGCUUCCCUCCGUUGUCGCCACGCUCGUCGAACUUCAAGUCGAAGGCACCUUUCCGUCGGGCACCUAUUUGGUCACGGUGCACCAUCCCAUCAGUAGUGACGAAGGAGACCUCGAGCGUGCUCUGUAUGGCAGCUUUUUACCAGUUCCCCAUCGCGAGGCCUUUCCGGACCCGGACCCGGAAGACUUUAUGCCGGAGAAGAUGCCCGGCGCCGUGAUCCCGGCCAAACACGCGCGCAUUGUGUUGAAUGAUGGGCGGAGACGGAUUCGUCUGAAGGUGAUGAGUAAGGGAGAUCGACCCAUUCAGGUCGGGUCACAUUAUCACUUUAUCGAGACCAACCCGCAAUUACACUUCGACCGGGUGCGCUCCUAUGGCUUCCGUCUCGACAUCCCCGCCGGUACGUCGAUUCGCUUCGAGCCCGGGGACACCAAGACCGUGACCUUGGUCGAAAUCGCCGGUCACAAGAUCAUCCGUGGAGGCAACUGGCUCGCCAAUGGCCUCGUGGAUCUCAGUCGGGCCGAAGAGCUCACCACCAAGCUGCAGGCGGCGGGCUUUGCGCAUGUGCCGGAGCCCAUGGCGGACAGUGCGCUUAUCACCAGCUUCUCCAUGGAGCGUGAGGCGUACUCGCGCAUGUUUGGGCCUACCACGGGCGAUCUGGUGCGGCUCGGAUUGACCAACCUGUGGAUUCAAGUGGAAAAGGACAUGACCAGCUACGGAGAUGAAUGCGCCUUUGGCGGAGGCAAGACCCUGCGUGAAGGGAUGGGACAGGCCUCGGGACGAUCAGCGGCCGAGUGUGUGGACACGGUGAUCACGAACGCCUUGAUCAUCGACUAUACGGGUAUCUACAAGGCAGACAUUGGAAUCAAGAAUGGGAUGAUUGCGGGCAUCGGAAAGGCGGGAAAUCCCGACGUCAUGGAUGGAGUGCAUCCGGACUUGGUGAUUGGCGCGUCGACGGAUGUCAUUGCUGGGGAGAACAAGAUCGUCACGGCGGGCGGAUUCGAUACACAUAUCCAUCUCAUCUGUCCGCAGCAAGUGGAAGAGGCGCUUGCCUCGGGGGUGACCACUUUCCUGGGUGGUGGAACGGGGCCCAGUACGGGAUCGAACGCGACAACAUGUACCCCGGGGCCCAAUCACCUGAAAAAUAUGAUGCAGGCCUGCGACUCUCUGCCUAUCAAUCUCGGCAUCACCGGCAAAGGCAACGACUGCGGUACGAUCAGUAUUGAAGAGCAGAUCGAGGCUGGUGCCGCUGGUCUCAAGCUCCAUGAAGAUUGGGGAUCGACUCCAGCCGCCAUCGACAAUUGUCUGUCCGUCUGCGACAGAUAUGAUGUUCAAUGCAUGAUUCACACCGACACCCUCAACGAGUCUGGAUUUGUCGAGCAGACCAUCGAGGCGUUCAAGGGCCGAACCAUCCACACAUACCACACCGAAGGCGCCGGUGGUGGCCACGCCCCCGACAUCAUCUCCGUGGUGGAACAUCCCAACGUGCUCCCCAGCAGCACCAACCCGACCCGCCCCUUCACACUCAACACGCUCGACGAACAUCUCGACAUGCUGAUGGUCUGCCAUCACUUGUCAAAGAACAUCCCCGAAGACGUCGCCUUUGCCGAGAGUCGGAUCCGUGCGGAAACCAUCGCCGCAGAGGACGUUCUGCACGAUCUCGGCGCGAUUAGCAUGAUGUCUUCUGAUUCCCAGGCCAUGGGCCGGUGUGGAGAAGUCGUCCUGCGGACCUGGCACACGGCGCACAAGAACAAGAUGCAGCGGGGCAAGUUGGCGGAGGACGAGGGUACAGAUAAUGAUAAUUUCCGAGUGAAGCGGUAUAUCAGCAAGUAUACGAUCAACCCGGCGCUGGCGCAGGGCAUGGGUCAUCUGAUUGGAAGUGUCGAAGUGGGCAAAGUGGCCGAUUUGGUGUUGUGGAAACCGGCCACCUUUGGAACGAAACCGCUGCAGGUGUUGAAGAGUGGAAUGAUUGUCGUUGCAAAUAUGGGCGAUCCAAACGCAUCCAUUCCGACCAUCGAGCCGAUGAUCAUGCGGCCUAUGUACGGGGCCCUUUUACCAAGCACAUCGAUCAUGUUCGUCUCACAAGCCUCAAUCGACAACGGCGUUGUACAAAGCUACGGGUUACGCAAGCGCGUCGAAGCUGUCAAGGGCUGCCGAACCGUCAGUAAGAAAGACAUGAAAUUCAACGAUGCGAUGCCAAAAAUGAAGGUCGACCCGGAAAGCUAUACGGUCGAGGCUGAUGGGAUGCUGUGCGAUGCGGAACCCGCGUCCGAGUUACCCUUGACGCAGUCGUAUUUCAUCUUUUAA